AUGGGAUAUACAAAACAACAAAAGCAAACGAUCAUAAAUCAUUUGAAGCUUGAACGUUCGAAAAUUGCUAAAAAAAAUGAAGAACAAUUGAAUAAGAUCUCACAACAAACUUAUCAAAAGGUUAUAAGAAGAAUGAAUGGAGUUAGUGUUACUUUAUUAGAUGUUAAAUUGAAAGAUGUUUUAACUAUUGAAAGACUGAAAAAAUUACAAGCUAAAUCGUUAAUUAAAGAUAUUCAGGAUUUGAAGAAACUGAUCAUCAACCAAAAGUAA
Messenger RNA from Lodderomyces jiufengensis, 270 nucleotides. RefSeq lists its product as uncharacterized. Bases 1 to 270 code for a protein of 89 amino acids. The record is from RefSeq and is a predicted model, not a curated record. NCBI's taxonomy places the organism in Eukaryota, Fungi, Ascomycota, Pichiomycetes, Serinales, Debaryomycetaceae. The transcript has a single exon.